CCGCCUCGCUUCCCGACUCCUCCAAGGACAUGGCCAAGUCCAAGAGCGAGGAGAACGAGGAAGAGGCCGAGAUGAAAGCCGUGGCCACCUCCUCGGACGGCAGGUUCCUCAAGUUCGACGUCGAGCUGGGCAGGGGCUCCUUCAAGACCGUCUACAAGGGUCUGGACACCGAGACUUGGCUGGAGGUGGCCUGGUGUGAGCUGCAGGACAGAAAACUUACGAAGGCAGAACGUCAAAGAUUUCGAGAGGAAGCGGAGAUGCUUAAAGGACUGCAGCACCCCAACAUUGUUCGGUUUUAUGACUUUUGGGAGACUACUCUGAAAGGAAAAAAAUGUAUUGUAUUAGUUACAGAAUUAAUGACCUCAGGAACUUUGAAAACAUAUUUAAAACGAUUUAAAGUGAUGAAACCAAAAGUUAUGCGAAGCUGGUGUCGACAGGUAUUGAAAGGACUCCACUUUCUGCACACACGAACUCCUCCAAUUAUUCACCGGGAUUUAAAAUGCGAUAAUAUUUUUAUUACUGGACCAACUGGAUCAGUCAAAAUAGGAGAUUUGGGCCUUGCAACUCUAAAGCGUGCCUCUUUUGCCAAAAGUGUGAUAGGUACCCCGGAAUUUAUGGCCCCAGAAAUGUAUGAAGAACACUAUGAUGAAUCUGUGGAUGUGUAUGCGUUUGGAAUGUGUAUGUUAGAAAUGGCUACAUCUGAAUAUCCUUACUCCGAAUGUCAGAAUGCUGCCCAGAUCUAUCGGAAAGUAACGAGUGGUGUGAAACCAGCAAGUUUUGGCAAGGUCACUGAUCCGGAAAUAAAAGAGAUCAUUGGAGAAUGCAUCUGCCAAAAUAAAGAGGAGAGAUAUGCUAUAAAGGAUUUAUUAAACCAUAUAUUCUUUGCGGAGGAUACUGGGGUGAGAGUUGAACUUGCUGAAGAAGACGAUGGCCAAAAAUCCUCGAUAGCUAUGAGACUCUGUGUUGAAGAUGCUAAAAAGCUGAAGGGAAAGCCCAAAGACAAUGGAGCUAUUGAGUUCAGCUUUGAUUUGCAUAAGGAUCAUCCUGAAGAUGUUGCACAAGAAAUGAUCGAUUCAGGCUUUUUUCAGGAAUGUGAUUCCAAAACGGUUGCAAAAUCGAUACGGGACCGGGUUGCUUUAAUUAAGUGGCGGAGGGAAAGAACGCAGCAGGCCAAUGAGAUUGAAGCUCAGCGAGAAAUGGAGGACUUAGAAAAACAGAAGAUUUCCGCACAGCAGCUUGGUGGUCCUCAGCCAAGCCAGCCCGUACCCUCGGAACCUGAAGAGCCUGAAGUUGACCAACAUGUACAUCCAAGCAUGCACAUUAGUGCCACUUCCGUUACAUCUGACAGCACACUCGAUAGUGGACUGGGGUCGGCACUUUACUCCGACUCUCAAGGCAGCCAGCAGAGUGCUGUGUACUCGUCCAUUCAUGAGCCAAUGCCCCUUGGAAUACACCAGAUCUAUAGCCCACCACAGAGUGAGAUUCAAACGCCUUCCAUCAGCUCCCAUCAUCUGUUGGGUCUCUACCAGCAGCCACCCACACCCAAUCCAAUGGUACAUGUCUCAUGUUCUGUGGUGCCCCAGCAAGUCCAUGAACUUGGGUCUCAGCAACAUUACCAGCAGCCUGUGCCCCUUGCUGCAGUGCAAAUAGUACAACCACAGCAGUUGGAUCCUUAUUUCUGCGCUACAACAUUCCAUUUUCAGCAGCCACUACCUGCAGGUCAGCCUCUUGUCCAGUCUGCUGUCCAUCCAUUGCCGCAGUAUCCGGUUCAACAGCCACAGGUGCCAGCACAGCCAUCCCAACCUCUCCUAGACCUCAAACCAUUACAGAUCUCUGCUGUACCACAUCAGCAGUUCAACCAAGCAACACCCACUCAGAUGAUUAUGCCACAGAUUCCUUUUCAAUAUUCGGCUGAAAUGGGAAUCCCACCUCAAGCACACCAGAUACCCAUCAUGCCAGCCCAGCCCCAAGUUUUGUCCCAGCCUCAAAUCUUGUCGCCUCCUCUGCAAAUCCAGGUCGAGACGACUCCAGUAGCUGGUACCUUCUAUGUCGAACGAGGUAUUCAAGUACAGCCCAGUUGUCUCCCACCUCUAGCUCAACAGCCCCAACUCGGACAGGACAAUAUUCCCCCUUCACUGAGCCAACACAGCAGAAUUACUCCUCCAGUUAUCCCCGGAACUACUGAUGUUUGUCAAGAUGUAUAUGACCAUCAUCAUCAGCAAGAUAAACUGUCUGCACCUUGUACUUAUGGUGAUGGAGUGUAUUCUGACGCUGCUUCAGGCAAGGAGAUGAGUGAUGGAUACGAAGGCAUUCACAGCAGUGGGAAACAGGAGAGCCGAAGUUCAAAAAAGCACCACAGGAGGUCAACUCGCACCCGCUCUCGUCAAGAGAAGACCAGCAAACCUAAGCUGACUAUUCUUAAUGUGUCCAAUAUUGGAGAUAAAAUGGUGGAAUGUCAGCUAGAAACACACAAUCACAAAAUGGUCACCUUCAAGUUUGAUUUGGACGGAGAUGCUCCUGAUGAAAUAGCAUGCUACAUGGUGGAGAAUGAUUUCAUCCUGGAAACUGAGAAGGAGAUCUUUAUCGAACAAAUGAAGGAUAUAAUUGACAAAGCAGAGGAUAUGCUUAGUGAAUAUACAGAGGGAGAAAGAGCCUCUGAACAGGGUAUAAACCUUCAACAAGCUGUUGUCAGGUCGAAUGCUGAACGUGAGGUUCAAGCUUUUCAGCAGUGCCAACAGAAUGUAUUGCAUACUGGCCGAAGGUGGUUUAUCAUAUGUCCAGUCGUGGAAAAUCUGGCAACGAAGAUGUCGGCAGAAGUUGCUUCAAUUUUACCACAGUCGGCUCCUGUUGUGGAAGGAGAAAAUGGAACUGAUGAACAGCAAGUAGACUCUGUGGCUGUACAGGUCUCGUCUGCUACAGUUAAAACUCAUGAUGGUCCCUCUGGCAACAAUGCUGUCCCUCCACAAUUGGCCAGACUGCCUUCUGUAGGGUCACCAGCAGAUUUUGCCGCUCCCCCAUCAAUGCUCCCUGGUCUAGCCACUCAUGCUCAAAUAGAAGACGAGAGUGGUUGUCGAGGGCAACCGAACAUUCAGCAAGUUCAAGACGGAUCAAAUGUUUCUGUUCAAAGUCCGCUUCCAGCGCAGGAAUACACUCCAAUCCUGUCUAAUGCAGUCGGCCCACAGCAAUCAGGACAAGAGCAAGUUGAUCAGCUUUACAGCCCUCCUUUGGUUGUGGAUGUGCCCUGCUCAGUUCAGCCUGCCCCUGUGCACUCAAUACCUAUUCAGAAAGAACUUUCAUUUCCUUCUCAACCUGCCGAGCCGAGUCCAAUUCACAGUGCGGUCUCGGAGCAUCAGCUUGUGCUGCAAGGAACUUAUGUGCCUGAUGGUGCUCCGCAGCCUGUUAUAAUGCAACAGCCUUUUGCAAACCAGAUGCAGUCCACAGUGGGCAUUUCUGGGACAGUCAACAGUACAGGUGGCUCGCAGCCCCAGAGUCCCGCACAAGUCGUUCCAGGUGCGCUCCAGCAACACCCAGCACAAAGCCAGUCUCAGUCCAUCACUAUGACCGGUGUGCUCGGCAGCCAGCAGCAGCUUUCCCUUAUGGUCGAGUCAGAUGGUGAAGGUCCGCGUAAGGUCGAGUUUGUAGACAACACAAUAAAGACCCUGGACGAGAAGCUGCGUACGUUAUUGUACCAAGAACACACAGGCACUACUCCUGUUCAUCCUGCUCCAGGGUCUUCUGAUGUUGCUUGUGCAGCAGAGCUGGGUGGUACAGAAUUGGUUUAUUCUGAUCCCCACGGUGAAGUCCUUAACGCAACACAUGCCAUGGCCGUUUCUGUGCAAGAUGUCAUGGAUAUAAGUUCGCCGAUGGAUUCAGGUUUACCAAUCGCUCCACUUUCCGCCAAGGAGUCACUGUCAAGCUUGCCCAUUGAGGCUGGCAUUGAGGCAGAAACGUCCAGUCAGGCUGUUCUUGGCAAAGUUCUGUACCGGCAGGUGUUGACACCAAUAUUAGCUGUGGACAGGGACUCUAUUUUGGCUUCAAAAAACAUGACAACCAUAGAGUGUGGAUCCACUGAUCUUGAUCAGAGUCAAACGUUGGGGACAAAUGAGGGUUUGGAUAGUUGUAUUGCACCAGGGAAUGGAGCACUGUCUGCAGGAACAUCGAUCUCUGACAAAGUCAGUGCAUCGGAUGCCAGUGGAGCAGGAUCAUCUGAUAAGAUAUUUGUCUCGUCUGCAAUGAGUCUGCGUCCUCUGGCAAUAAACCGAUUUCAGGUCUUUCCAACACCUCAAGAUAUUGUUAAACAAAUGGAGCAGUACGCAGCAAGCGAGUCCAAGCCUCGCGAAGCAGUAACAGAGACCACGUUAGUAAAUGGCGAAGGAGGUGCAGGUCAGGAAACCAUGACCAAUAAAUUACUGACCAUCACAAGAAUUAACACCAUUGGCCGGUUUUCAGUGAUCAGUACGCAAGACGAAGUGGCUUUAAAAUCCUUCAACAGAUACUCCGCACCUCCUGGGCUGUACCCAAGGCUUUCUCUUCCAAGCCCUGAAUUCAAGCCUUUGGUAACGAGAACACAGACCUCUGUUCCUGAGGAAUUUACACUUCACAGCCCACUUUCUUCUGACUCUGGUGAAGAAACAUUCAGUGCAAAAACCAGAGUCAUUCAGGCAUCGGUUGUUUGCAAUCAGGCGAGAACAGCAGAAGAGCUUUCUUUCACAAGGAAAUUGAGCAGUUUAUUAAAGAAAAUUGAUCGUGUUGAUGUGCAGAGCCCUGAGUCAGGAAAAGGCCAGGAUCUGGCUGCUCCGGCCAUAGUUAUUAAUUCCCAAUCUUCCUACCUGAGCAGUGACAAUGAUUCUGAGUUUGAGGACUCUGACAUGAAGAAGGAAUUGAAUACUCUACGAGACAAUCUCUUUCUCAGACACAUGAAGGAGAUCUCAGAACUUCAAGCUCAGCAAAGGUUUGAGAUCGAGGACUUGUACGAACGUCUGGGGAAACCAUUGCCAACAGCUUUGGGAUUCUUGCAAGCUGUGCCACCUACAGGCAGACGUCGGAGAGCCAGCAAGAACAAGCUAAAAACUAAUAAGCUUCUCAAUCCGCUCGUGCAGUCACUCAAGAAUGCAGCCAGCAAUACAAGUUUUCAAGCUAAUUCCAGCAUGGCUGCAGUUCAAGAUACCUCUAGCACUUGUGAUACAGGGGAACCUCUUCCCUCAUCUCAGGCUGUGCAAACCCAACAGCCGUGCUCAAUCAAGUCCUCCUUAUCAUCUGACAACAUUUAUUCCGGCUUCAUUAGUGAUGGUUCAGGCGGUACACGGGCAGGUGUUGGUCAAGGCUGGACGGUUUACCACCAAACGUCUGAGAGAGUGACCUAUAAAUCUAGUAGCAAACCUCGUACCAGAUUCCUCAGUGGACCUGUGUCUUUGUCCAUCUGGUCUACCCUGAAACGGCUAUGUCUCGGCAAGGAUCGCAGCAGGUCUUCAAGCUUGAGCGGCGCUCACCACUCUCUGCAUCAUCCGCAGCCCCAGCAAAGUCAGCCAACGCAGCAGCAAACGCAAACUCAAACUCAAGCCAACAAUAGUAAUAACAAGAAAGGAACGUUCACAGAUGACCUGCACAAGCUUGUGGACGACUGGACGAAAGAGACCGUCGGCGCUACACAAAUGAAACCAUCUUUGAACCAGUUGAAGCAGAACCAGCACAGACAAGACUUGGAGACGAGGCAAAACCCAUCCCAAGCUGACGCUUUGUGUGCGCCUGGAAAGAUGCGGAAAUUCUCAGCUCCAGUGACGUGCACGAUAUCUGCUCCGUUGGUACUUGGGAAAUCACCGACAAUCCCAGCGGGAAUGCCAGGAACUCCAAUCGCUGGUGCAAUCCCAGCAUACAGGCUGCCUCUGUGUCAGUAUAGCGGAGUCAUCCCAACACCUCCUUACGGUGUCCAGUGGCCAGGUGUGUCGCCUCCAACGUCACAGCCUGCUGGGGGUUUAAGCCAUCCAGGAAUGGGUCCUUUCCCAUCUCUUAGUAAAGGAGGUAUACAGAUGUUUCCUGUACCACUACAACAACCUAUUAUAAACCCAUCCGGGUCCAACGUGAGGACUACCUAGCUUUAUUUUGAAGGAUUUGAGAUAAAAUAAGUGGGGGGGGGGGGGAUUUAGAGAAGAUUUGCUUUUGUUCACAAAGGCAAGAUUAAAUGUACUUGAUUGCAGCUGAAUACAUUGGCACCCAGUGUGGGCUUGCUUGUGCACAUAGCCAUAAAUUUGAGCAAUGACUGAAAUAUUUUCACCAAGUUGCUGAAAGCUAGAUAGUUCUUGGGCGAUUUAGUUGCAUUUGUCUUCGCAAUUCAGACACUUUAUAUUUUGCUUUGUACAUUUAACACUAGUAACCUUAAGCUGAAUUAUAACUUUACUUGAACGGACACUUAGAAGGAGCCCUGCAGGAGUAUAGUGCCUUGAAUUAUGCUUUUCAGUUUCCGCUGGAAAGAAGUAUUUAAUUUUUUUUAAUUUCUGCUUUUGAUCUGUUUCAACUCUUGAUUUUAGUUUCAGUUGUGAAAAGCUUGAAGGUUUACAAAAGGUCUGGUUGUGUUCCUGGUAGUUUAGUUCUGUGCACAUGAACGAACAAACAAACGAUUCUCCAUUGCUUUCCUUGUCCUUUUGUCAUAUGAAAGUAACUGAGUUAUUGCUGCUAGAAAUAUCUCCCCUUGUCCAGAGGUUUAACGUACACGUACAAACACAUAAUUUAGCUGCUGCUCAAUCCACUUGCUUCUGUAGGGAUAAGUCCAAGUAAUUGUGAUUCCAAUUUUGUUUAUGGGAAGAAAAAAAAAUGUGACCUUUAUCUGCUAUGUUGAAGUACCUGCACAUAAAUGCAUUGAAGCUGUGCUAUUCUUUUAAAUAAGCGUUAAAUUAUGAAUUGCUGAUAUACCAACAGUAUUACACAACACAAAAAUCUGCUGUGACUUUUUGAUUUUCCAAACUAUACAACCACGAUUUAUUUAUACAUACGCGAUGAACUCGAAUUGGCUGAAAUGGAUAUUUAUCAGAAGAUCUGUUUGUAUAGAGUGGUAACAUUUUAAGUUGAUUCAUAACUUAUACAGCAUUAUAGAUUGCAUUAUUUUUGAAUAUGAUCAGUGUUGAUGGCACGGGGGGGGGGAAACAAAGGUUACUGGUGAUACUGUUUCGACUAUCUGUGCCUCACACAGUUUGAACAGAGAAGCGCUGAGGGAAACAAUAUUGGGGUCUCAAAAACAGGUAAGCAAGGUAGAUACGACACUUUAAAAAGUCUGUCUUGAAGGCAUCCUACACUACUUUCCUGCAAUAUUUUAUACGACAUGCUGAUGGGCAGAGAUGUCUUGUACUGCCAAGCUGUGAAAGAAUUGUAUAGUUACUGUACUUCUGAUUGUUAAUGUCUAAAUUAUUUUUUGUUUAUACCCCUUUAAUAUUCCAUCAAUUCGGUUAGAAUUGGAAUUUUAUAGUACAUUGUGCAGAAUCCUUCUGCCUCGGCAAAAUACUUACUGUAGUAAGAGAUUUCUGUUCUCUGUUAUCGUAUCUUGCAUUUAUUUGUUUUAUAUUCAUGUCUGUAUGCUUCAUGAGCAAAAAUGGAAAGUCGAACCUAAAAUCAUACACAUCCGAUGCUUGCACUAAAGAAAAAAAAUUGCUUUGCCUGUUAAAUAGUCUACUUUUUUUGUUUCACUGGCGUGGUCAGUCAGUGCACUCGAAUCACAGAGAUUGUACCUGUUUAAAGAUAUAAAUAAAACAUAUUUUGUGCUUGA
This is a messenger RNA of Callorhinchus milii (elephant shark), 7753 nucleotides long. Its product is annotated as serine/threonine-protein kinase WNK2. Gene Ontology annotation, molecular function: ATP binding; potassium channel inhibitor activity; protein serine/threonine kinase activity. Gene Ontology annotation, cellular component: cytosol; cytoplasm. The transcript is spliced from 28 exons. Gene Ontology annotation, biological process: positive regulation of sodium ion transmembrane transporter activity; positive regulation of potassium ion import across plasma membrane; negative regulation of sodium ion transport. The record is from RefSeq and is a predicted model, not a curated record. NCBI's taxonomy places the organism in Eukaryota, Metazoa, Chordata, Chondrichthyes, Chimaeriformes, Callorhinchidae. The coding region runs from base 30 to 6092 and encodes 2020 amino acids.